This is a messenger RNA of Macrobrachium nipponense, 826 nucleotides long. RefSeq names its product hrp65 protein-like. The coding region runs from base 533 to 799 and encodes 88 amino acids. The record is from RefSeq and is a predicted model, not a curated record. NCBI's taxonomy places the organism in Eukaryota, Metazoa, Arthropoda, Malacostraca, Decapoda, Palaemonidae. The transcript is spliced from 5 exons.
AAAUGGUUUUUUUUUUUUCUUUUCUUUCCUAGCCUCAAGAUAGGAUUAUGGAACGUUUAAAGCAACUGGCAGGUCCUUUAGUUGACUUGCCACCAAGAGAAGAAACAAUUAGAAAGUUUUCCAAUCAUUGUCGCCUAUGGAUUGGAAAUCUUCCUCUUGAUAUUGGUGAGGAUGAUGUCAAGGAACUUUUCAAGCCGUACGGAGAAUUCGACGAAGUUUACUUUGAUAAAAACAAAGGAUUUGCCUUUAUUAGAAUGGAUUACAAGAGUAAUGCAGAAAAAGCGCGCCAAGAGCUCCAUAUGAAGGAAUACAAAGGUAGGCAACUAAAAAAUCCGUUUUCAUCUCCGGCACAGCUCUCAAAAUUCGUAACCUCUCAACUUGGGUCACCAAUGAAUUGCUGGAGAAAGCAUUUAGUGUAUUUGGAGAGCUUGAAAAGGCUGUUGUCUUGACUGACGAACGUGGUCGUGCUACUGGGGAAGGCAUUGUAGAAUUCGUCAAGAAACCAGCUGCAAAUUUAGCUCUGAAAAAAUGCAUGGAUGGUUGCUUCUUCAUGGUCUCGUCUCCCCGUCCCGUUAUAGUUGAACAAAUGGCUCUAGUAGAUGACAAUGAAGGCAUGAGCGAGAUAAAUAUCAAUAAACGUAAUCCCGAAUAUGUCAAAGAAAGGCAGCAAGGUCCAAGAUUUGCACAGAUUGGAUCAUUUGAAUAUGAGUAUGGGUUGAAGUGGAAGCACCUGUAUGAACUCUUUGACAAAAAAAGGGAUGCCCUUAAAGAGAGUUACAAAAUGAAAAAAGAAAAUUAGAAGAGCAAAUAGAAUAUGCAAAAUACG